UGGUGCGUUGUUGGGCCCAGCGCCAUUUUAGGCACUCCAGGAAGGACUUUCCGGGCGUUCCUCUUUGCGGAUUAUUUUUGCACUAUUAAUGGCGACGCAGUUUAGAUUUGAAGAAAACGAAAAGGUUUUAUGCUACCAUGGACCGUUGCUUUACGAAGCAAAGGUUCUUUUACGUGAACUUAGGGAUGACAAUACUCCAAGAUACCGCAUUCACUACAACGGCUGGAAUAAAAGUUGGGAUGAGUGGAUCGACGACACUCGAGUAUUGAAGUUUACCGAAGAAAAUCUGCAACGGCAAAAGGAACUUUUAGAGAGUUUUUCUUAUUCUAAAAAAAAAGUCGAUAGAAAGGAUUUAAAGCGGAAGCCGGCAGAGAAAGAAGAGGACGCUAAGAAAAAGAACAAGAGGCGGGCAAAAUCGUUAAACGAUGUGGAAACGGAAGAAGAAUUUUUACAGAAAGUUGAAGUCCAUCUUCCUAUACCUGAUAAUCUACGGCGGCAGCUGAUUCGGGACUGGGACUUGGUAACUUACCAAAAAAAGAUGGUGCCGCUGCCUCGUACGCCCAACGUGGCUCAGAUCCUUGACGAAUACCUGAACUCGAAGGCCAAACUUUCCGACUCUUCUGACGGUGUCGUCGCGGAAGUUGUAGAGGGACUACGCACGUACUUUGACCAAGCGCUGGGAAUGCUUUUGCUCUACCGCUUGGAACGAGCGGAGUACACGGACCAGCUCAACCAGCAGCCUGACCAACCAAUGUCGAGCGUUUAUGGAGCGGAGCAUCUUCUGCGUUUGUUCGUGAAGCUCCCAACACUUCUGGCGCACACCAACAUCGACGAGGAAACUUUACAAGUGCUAACACAGCACUUGCAAGACUUUUUAAAAUAUUUAGAUAAGAAUCGCUCAAAGCUUUUCUGCGAGGAGUACACGUCGGCGUCUCCCGAGUAUCUCCGCUUAGCGCAACUAUAAAGCCCACCCCGCCCUAGAAAGACUUGCCCGCACUCUCCCCGCACUCUCCCCGCACUACAUUCGUCAUCUUUCCACGGCGACUCCACUACAUGUACAUCAAUAAAGUUUGCCGCAACCAAAAA
This is a messenger RNA of Zophobas morio, 1086 nucleotides long. Its product is annotated as nuA4 complex subunit EAF3 homolog. Gene Ontology annotation, cellular component: nucleus; NuA4 histone acetyltransferase complex. The record is from RefSeq and is a predicted model, not a curated record. Gene Ontology annotation, biological process: chromatin organization; regulation of DNA-templated transcription. The coding region runs from base 89 to 964 and encodes 291 amino acids. Lineage: Eukaryota; Metazoa; Arthropoda; Insecta; Coleoptera; Tenebrionidae. The transcript has 11 exons.